CGUGUGAGAAACAGCGCCAGCGUCAAGUCAACCCCCAAACCGCACGGUACAAAAACGGCGAGGGUCGCGGUCACAGUCGCGAGAAGAAAGUGCGCGUUGGUCGAUAUUCAUCUUCCUGGAGCUGGAAGCAGUAGUCGUCGUCGGAAAGGCGCGUCCAAUUAUUUCGUUGCCCGUCAGCUGGAGUUCGGUGUGGUCGUCGUCGUCGUCAUCGCUGUGCCGUAGGGUGGUCACUGCGCGGCAUCAAAACCCUUUUAUUCGGUCGGGCGGAAGAUUUGAUUGCGUGAUUGUGUCGUGACGAUUGGCCCCGCGCGGUUCGGUGUCGAAGCCAUUUAUUAGUAAACAAAACGGUAGUGGUGAGCGUGAAGGCGAUCGUGAAGGGAGCAGCAACCGAUUUGCGUAAGGGAAGUGAAAGCCUCCGCUAGUGAAACAGGCAUCGUACGCAGUGUGUGUGUGUGUGCGUGUGUGGCUCCCUUUUGGUUUGUUGGUGCAAUUUUCACGUGCCUGUGAAGUGAGUGAGUGAGCGAGGGGAGAGACGGAAGCAAGCGAAAUGGAGGAGAAAAGUUUGCUACUGAACGUGCACAGCAAUCUGGAGCCCCCGAAACCGGACGGGAACACGUUUCUGAUGCGCGGCAACUACCACUACUACCAUUACGGGUGUGACGGAUUUCAGGAUAUGGGCUGGGGCUGUGGCUACCGUACGCUGCAAUCGAUCUGCUCGUGGAUCAUCGCCAACGGCCCACCAAAGACGGCCUCGUCCGGCGAGGUGCCGAACAUUCCCACCAUCCAGCAGACGCUGGUCGAGAUCAAGGACAAGCCGGAACGAUUUUUCGGGUCGCGCGAAUGGAUCGGCACACUGGAGGCGAUCUACGUCAUCGACACGCUGUACGACGUGUCCUGCAAGGUGCUGCACAUCGCGCGCAGCGACAGCAUCGCCAAGCAUGCGGACACACUGCGCGACUACUUCGAGCAGUACGGUGGGUUGAUCAUGAUGGGGGGCGAUAUGGAUGCGGCCUCGAAGGGUAUCGCCGGCAUCCACGUGAGCGUCGACCAGGACGUGUAUCUGCUCGUGGUCGAUCCGCACUUUGUCGGGCGCAUCAAGACGAAGGAGGAACUGUACACGAAGGAGUACGUCAAGUGGCAGAAGGUGGAAGACUUUGUCGACAGUUCGUUCUACAACCUGUGCCUGCCGAUGCUGAAGAGCCGUGAGCUGGCGGCGUAAGAGUGGUAAUCGUAUGGUAACGCUUUCAUCAUAUCAUCGUGGUGGUGUGCGAGGACAGAACAACGCAUUGUACGAGGUAUCAGAGGACAAAACAGGUAGUCUGGGUUCUGGGACAGCAGAGCUUCCUAUUCCCCGUUUUUUUUGACAAUAGCGUUUUCUAACGAUGGAAGUGAGUCCACAUCAAGAUCAUCAAGAACGGUUGUUGGUGUUGGAAGUUUAGAACGCAUUGUACGAGGUAUCAGAGGACAAAACAGGUAGUCUGGGGUCUGGGACAGCAAAGCUUCCUAUUCCCCGUUUUUUUUGACAAUAGCGUUUUCUAACGAUGGAAGUGAGUCCACAUCAAGAUGAUCAAGAACAGUUGUUGGUGUUGGAAGUUUCUUUUUAUCCCGUCCCUUAUUGGCCAUUUUAAUCUGGCUUGCGACCCAGGUGACGAACGUUUAUUUAUUAGUGAAUUAAGCAAAAUCCACUCCCCUGCCUAUAUCUUUAUAUAUAUAUGUAUCCAAGCAUAUUACAAAAAAAAAGAAAAUUAGUCCAAAUCUAAUCUGCGCCAUUAGUGGCACAGGUGAUCGCGCGUGAACGUUUUCUCCCUACAAGGGAGAAGCUCUACGCCAGCAGUAAGCAAAGAAUAAUAAUUAGUAUAAGAAUGCGUAUUUCUUUUCUAUCUCUUCUAUCGUAUCGUAGCAUGUAAUCGUGUUUAGGAAAAAGGAAAUGAUGUGUGUAGCACAAACGAUGAACCAAAAGUAAAAAAGGUUUUAUGUUAUCAACACAGUUAGUAAUUCUGUUUUUAACCAGGCAUUGAAACGUUUCAAGAGAACACAAAAAGCAUACGAAUUUAUUAAAUUGAACCCUUUUUAUCUUAAUCGGUGUGGCUUAUUGGUAAAAAUUUAAUGAAAAGAUACCAAAUCCCCCUUGGCAAAAACUAUCCUUCAAAGGGACCAAAAAACGACAACACGCAAGAGACGAUGCAAUUAAGAGAAAUUAUGUACGUACGCAUGAUUGGUAUGUCUCAAAACAAAGGUGUAGAAUCAACAUACAUAACGUAUCAAAUUCAUCUCACAAACUCGUCGACGUUUGCCAUAAAUUAGGUGUUACAAUUCGGUAGUGAAAACAUAAGAACGAAAAACAAAAGAAACGUACAAUUAGUGUUUAAAAAAAAAAACAAAAACGGAAGUAUCAAAACAGCUCAUACAAAUAAUUCGCAAAGUUCCCAAACAUAGGCGAUGAGAACCAAACAACAGUAGUAAAUGCAGCAAAUCACCACCAAACACUGCCCCACACACACACACACACACACACACACACACACACAAGCUGUUGUAUUCGAAUGGAAAACUUAAAAGAAGGAAACCGAAAAAGAAAAAAAUAACAAAUUUUUUGUCUAAAAAACAAACAGUAAAAGAAUUUAAUUUAAAUAGCAAACAAAAAACCCGAAAGAGGCAUACACACACAUGGAUGUGAAGUUGGUGUAGUUAACCAUUUUCUCUAGCGUAGUUGAAAUUGUUUGGUGUGCGUCAUGUUACAGAAAGAUGUGUAAAACUAUUUUAUUUUAACUGUAUGUAGAACAUCUAACACACACACAAAGAGAACGAUGUAGACAAAUAUGUUAAAGAUAUUUUUGUUGUUAUGUAUUUAUAGCGCGCGUUAGGUAGGUUCGCGUUCCGUGCCCGUUCAAUGGGAGGGCGGAAACGGACGAUGAAGAAAGAUGAAGAUCGCAAAAGAAGAAAUAAAUAUUUACCGUAAAUAACGUAA
Messenger RNA from Anopheles merus, 2968 nucleotides. RefSeq names its product probable Ufm1-specific protease 1 (gene Ufsp1). Lineage: Eukaryota; Metazoa; Arthropoda; Insecta; Diptera; Culicidae. The transcript is spliced from 2 exons. The coding region runs from base 548 to 1219 and encodes 223 amino acids. The record is from RefSeq and is a predicted model, not a curated record.